This is a messenger RNA of Cladocopium goreaui, 953 nucleotides long. NCBI's taxonomy places the organism in Eukaryota, Dinophyceae, Suessiales, Symbiodiniaceae. The record is from the annotation of a GenBank genome assembly.
AACCAAGAAACUGAUGGGUCAAAUGCUAUGAUCUAGUUGGAUUUCAGGGUGAUUUCAUGGGAAUAGCCAUCUGAAGUGGUCCAAUGCAACUGGUCUCAUGGUGAAACCCCAAUCCAUCACUUUCUUUCCGUGGCAUGGCAUUCGCCAAAUCACGGGUGGAAGUUUGGAUCGGACUUUCGGAUCCUGGGAUCCCAUGGCAGGUAUGACAUACGGCCAAACUUCAAGAACUAUCCUCACUCCAAUCUCCUUCCGGAGUUCUUCACAGAAAUUUUGGACAUUUUGCACAUGGAGGGCAUGCCGCGCUUCAUCGUGGAGGUGGGCUCGCUCCAUGGACACUCGGCCAUUCAGAUGGCCACGGUCUUGGAUAAGCUGCAGAUGACCGAGGUGCCCAUCCUUUGCAUUGAUCCAUUCACCGGAGAUACCAACAUGUGGGCGAGCUAUCAACAAGACCAAAGUGUCGGCGGCUGGGUGAACAUCAUCGAUGGCCGCAUGACCGUCUUCGAUCAGUUCAUGGCCAACGUGCAGUUUGCCGUGAAUCGCAGUGUCUCGAAACACCACAUCCUGCCAUUUCAGGCAACUUCCACUGUGGGAGCCCGCUGGCUGGUGCAGAAAGGCUUUGCGCCAGAUUUGAUUUUCUUGGAUUCUGCGCAUGAGUUGGACGAAACCUACCUGGAACUCUCGCUGUACUUCAACUUGCUGGAGCCUGGAGGUAUUCUCUUUGGAGAUGACUAUGGUUGGCCAGCUGUGAAGAAGGAUGUGGAUCGCUUCGUGGAGCAGCACAAUCUGCAGUUUGGCUACGAGAACCCCAUCGACCUGCGCAUUGCGCGGGCGCAAGCCGGGGCCACGAACCUCAUUUGGAUCAUGCGCAAAGCAAAGCUGGCGAAAAACGCGACGAAACGGGCCGUGUAUCGAUCGCCGGAUCGCCUUUUGUGUGUCUGAAAAUGGGAUCAAAU